Messenger RNA from Phlebotomus argentipes, 1650 nucleotides. RefSeq lists its product as uncharacterized. NCBI's taxonomy places the organism in Eukaryota, Metazoa, Arthropoda, Insecta, Diptera, Psychodidae. The transcript is spliced from 6 exons. The record is from RefSeq and is a predicted model, not a curated record. The coding region runs from base 443 to 1648 and encodes 401 amino acids.
UAUUGGAUGUAGCGACGUCUCGGGCUGUUCAGUUGGUUGUUGCCUUCCUUGGCGUGUGUGUCGUCUUUUCGCGUUGUCGCGCCUCAUUUGUGUCCACCACAAUUUUCCAUACAGCACUCGAACAAGGGGCAUUUUUCCUCUCCUCCUUUUUAGUGGGUGUGUGCAUGCUGUUAGCGCCGGUUCAUUAAUAAAAACCUUAAUAAACUAACAAGCUAGUCAAUUAGAGAGUGAGAAUUGCAAAAAGCCGGGCGCACUUUUGUUCCUCACAUAACAAAGUGGGAAUGUUGCUUGAGAAAAUAAGAUCCAGAAAUUGACUAUCGACCCUAAAACAAUUCCUCGUCAGAAGAAACACCCAAAAUCAUCUCCAUCCUCUCUCUCACUCACUCUCAGCGCAGAAAGGCAACUGAAAGAAAUUGUUUUCGGUAUUGAAAAGACACUGGAAAUGGCAACUCAAGGCAGUAACACUUCAAGGCUCACACAAAUGCAGAUGCGAUUCCAGCAGAGGCAGCAGCAAGAGAGGAUUCAGCGUAAAUUGGAAAUGAGCAGUGCACCAUCCAUAAUCAAUAACAAUAGCAUUAACAACAAUGGCUCCAGUGGAUUGGAAAUGGACACAAGUUGCACGCCUGGAAAGGUGAGGCAAUUGUUCGAGGAGCGGCGCCAGCGGAGCAUCGGAAUUGAUAAGAGCUACCCACUGCAGCCGAUUCAGAUGAAGCAGAGCCCCAAGGCGACCAGCAAGACGCCAACCAAGACAUUCUCCACAUCGCGCGGCGACACCGACAAUGGCCUGGACAGUUGGUCAACGGCCAAUAACAACUACGGCGGCAAGUUGUCCAACGUGGGCCGCCUGGCAUCGCUCAGCAUCAGCAACAACAAUGCCGCGCCCGCGAAGAAUGGCACAGGAGUGAGCAGCAAUCCGGUGAAAUUGAGACCUGUGAUCGUGAAGAAGGCCGCCAAUGUGGCAAGUGAUAGCGGACAGACGGCCGGACACGUGAAUGCCACUAGGAAUCUAACGAAUUUAUCCAAAUUGACCAACAAGAGCAACGAUGGCAUCAAUGGAACACACAAAGUGCCACCAAAAGCUGAUGCUGCAGCGCCUGCUAAGAAGCAAUCUCCGGCAAAAGUAGCCAAGAGUGGUCCACCUCCAGAUGGAAUGUCUGAGUGCAAUAUCUGCGGUCGCUACUUCGCUGAGGAUCGCAUUCAGAAACACAUUGCAAUUUGUGCCAAGAUUACGAGUAAGAAGAGGAAAAUCUUUGACUCCACGAAGCAUCGCGUUCAGGGCACCGAUGCUGAGACGUUUGUGUUGAAGAGAGGUCCUCGAGGUGCCCGAACUGUCGCCGCGGCUCCUCCCAAGGCGCAGCCCGCGGCCAGCAGCAGCGGCGGCUCGGCGGGCAAGAAGAACAACUGGCGGCGGAAACACGAGGAGUUCAUCGAGGCAAUUCGUGCGGCGAAACAGAUGCAGGCGCACCUGGCCAAGGGCGGCAAGCUCUCUGACUUGCCACCACCGCCGCGAUCAGAGAAUCCGGACUACAUUCAGUGUCCGCACUGCAUGCGGCGCUUCAACGAGGCGGCCGCCACGCGUCACAUCCCCAAGUGCGCCACGAUGCUGCACAACAAGCCCAAGCCGCAGCCGCCCAAGAAGCGCUACUAACU